Messenger RNA from Daphnia pulicaria, 1669 nucleotides. RefSeq lists its product as uncharacterized. NCBI's taxonomy places the organism in Eukaryota, Metazoa, Arthropoda, Branchiopoda, Diplostraca, Daphniidae. The transcript has 5 exons. Bases 788 to 1402 code for a protein of 204 amino acids. The record is from RefSeq and is a predicted model, not a curated record.
GUCAUUCAGUAGACUGCCGACCUUCAGGCCAGUCGUACCGAAACGUCCCUGGGUAUUUGUUCCAAAAAAUUCUCGCCCCCUCUUGCAUCUAUCGGUUGGAAACGUGUUUUUUUAUUAGUAACAGCAACCCGUGCAAAGUUUCAACGCGGUAUAGACGAUAUCGACAAAGACAUUUUUGUUUUUAAACAAUCACGAAUUGAUCUUGACGGCCGGGUUGGGCAAUUGUGUAGAACAAGGUCCCGCACGUCGCGGAGGUCAUUUCCAUCCGAGUCACGAAAUUGUCUUGUUUUUCAAACACAUUUUUCGUGACUUGCCAGUCCCAAUCAAGAAUUAUAUAUCGUUUGUAUUGAUUUGGAUACAUACAGACUACAGAGAGAGAGGAGGGCUGGUCCAGCACAGUCAUCUGCUUCUCCUCGUGCCAGAGGUUUUUUAAUACAUUCCCGAUUGUUUCCCCGUGUUGUGUGCCAUUUAUAUAAUACGCUAAAAUUUUUGUGGCUGGCGGCGUCGUGUGUGCAUUGUUAUAUUCCUUUGACGUAUAUUCAAACAAGUGCUGGUGAGUGUGGAAAUCAAGAAGGCGCAGACAUUUGCCCUUCGUCAACAUCAUCACAGUCGCUCUCCGCCGCUAGCUAAGCUGCGGCUGGCUGCUGUUCCGGCCCGAAUGUAUUGAAUUACCUUCUCUACUUCACUCAGUCGGUUGUCCCACUUUGUGUCCGUUACACCACAAGAAAGCCAGCCAGCCAACCAACCACAGCAGCACGAACCAAUAUUGAAUUUUCCAAUCAUCGUGAUGCCGUCAUCAAUCGUCACCAGUUUCUACUUCCUACUCUGCUGCUGCUGUUGCGUCGUGUUAGCCAAGAGCGGGAGCACGCGCCGCAGCGCCAGUGUCGUGGUGGAUUCGGUCGGAGGACAUCACGUUGCCGUCAGGAAAGUAGUGCCGGAAGGCUCUCAGGUGAGCCUCCAGUGUCGAGUGCCUGUCAAUAGCCAACUCUCACGAAUGAUGGAUCUGAUUGAGCCGUCGCUCGUCUCCAAUCCCGUCAUCUGGCUCAGAUUCGACAUGAAAGAUCCGUCCAACCAGGAGGUUAUCUCUCACGGUGACACUCUGCUGAUUGACACCAAUCCUCGACUUCGUCUGACCUUCCAAGAGGACACCCGAACCUCUACGCUCAUUAUUGACAAAGCUCAGGUGCAAGAUGGUGGAAUAUUCCAAUGCCAAGUGUUUGUACGAGAUGAAGUGGUGCCCAGCUCACCAAUCGAAGUGGUGAUAAUCGAAGCUCGCUCAGGGUCUACAACAACAUCUGGCACGCCCAGCAGCCAUCAGAAGGCCAGCAGUCUCAUCACGGCGGCCCAUUAUUACAGUUGCCUGAUCCUCCUCUUUAUGACGCUCCAGGUGAUUCGUUAUUAGACUUCUACCUACUCUCUAUUCUACUCUACUCUCUCAAGAUGAUAUUUUUCUUUCGGGGUUAUUUGAUGGCGAUAAGAAAAAAAAAAGAAAUACGAAAUAACCGUAUAUGUAAAUGUACAUUUUCAGUUAUUAUUAUUAUUAUUAUUGUGAGUGUGUGUGUGUUCUCCAGCAUCUCUUUUCCCUUUUAAAUUAUGUGUAACACGUUUAAUGAGCUUUACAUGAAUAUGGAAAUCAUAAUAAAAAAAUCCCAUGUGGGAAAAAACGACA